AUGACCAUCUUGGCUCUUGAAUCUCUCUCAAAUUUGAACGGCAAAGUUGCUGUCUUGACUGGUGCAAGUCGUGGUAUUGGUAAAGCGGUGGCUGAUGCCCUUGUUGACAAUGGCUGUAAAGUCGUGAUUGGUGAUGUCUUGGUCGCAGAAGGCGAGAAGCUCGUUGCUGAUUAUAAUGCAUCGGCUGGCACGAAAGUAGCUGCUUUUAUCCGUACAGAUGUAACAAAGUACAGCGAUAACCAAGCUCUUUUCAAGCUGGCAGACGCUGAAUUUGGUGGCGUGGAUUAUGCUUUAUUGAACGCUGGUAUCGCUUCCAACUCCAAUUCUAUGUUUACUCCCAUGGAUGAUGCAGUAGAGGAGAGAAUGAUUGAUAUCAAUACAACGGCUGUGAUUAAAGGUACAAAGGUGGCUCUGUUACAUAUGGCAAAACGUGGAGGAGGAGCUAUUGUUCAUCUGGCUUCUGUUGCUGGAUUCUUCUCUUCCCCUGACCUUGCCAGUUACAAUGCCUCGAAGCAUGGUGUUGUUGGCUACACGCGUUCAUUUCAACUCAUGCCACACAUUUGUAACGUACGUGUCAAUGCUCUUUGUCCCUUCUGGGUUGAAACUGAUUUAAUUCCAUCACUCAAAAGCACUGAAAAAGAUGAAGAUCCCUAUCUCAAUGUGAUCAGGCACUCUCCUCGCACAUCCAUCAAAAUUGUAGUCGAUGGCUUCUUGACAUUGGUGUUGGAUCCAGCUAGAAAUACUGAAACAUUGAUGGCUCUUCCUGAGGGAUUGAAAGUGAUGAAGCCAUUGCUGCCGUUAGCCUCGUUCCAUAAUGAGAAAUCUGCAGAGGCACAAAAAGAAUACUUGACAGCUACUAUUCCAAUCAAGAAGGCAGAGCUCGCUGUAGCCAUUAAGCGAUAUGGCAUUUAA
Mucor velutinosus is the source of this 912-nucleotide messenger RNA. RefSeq lists its product as uncharacterized. The record is from RefSeq and is a predicted model, not a curated record. The transcript has 4 exons. NCBI's taxonomy places the organism in Eukaryota, Fungi, Mucoromycota, Mucoromycetes, Mucorales, Mucoraceae. Gene Ontology annotation, cellular component: cytoplasm. Bases 1 to 912 code for a protein of 303 amino acids. Gene Ontology annotation, molecular function: oxidoreductase activity, acting on the CH-OH group of donors, NAD or NADP as acceptor.